Messenger RNA from Scutellospora calospora, 142 nucleotides. NCBI's taxonomy places the organism in Eukaryota, Fungi, Glomeromycota, Glomeromycetes, Diversisporales, Gigasporaceae. The record is from the annotation of a GenBank genome assembly.
UGCAGAAGAUGGAUUGCUUGAAACUCCUAUAGAAUUAAAAGAUAACUUCAAAAAUAUUUACCCAUUAUGUAAUUCUUAUCAAGAAAAUAGUUAUAAAUGGUCAACUUGUACACCAAAAAUAUAUGAUAACAAAAGCUUAUAA